Molecule: messenger RNA, 690 nt
Organism: Aegilops tauschii subsp. strangulata
Lineage: Eukaryota; Viridiplantae; Streptophyta; Magnoliopsida; Poales; Poaceae
Product: BTB/POZ and MATH domain-containing protein 2-like
Biological process (GO): protein ubiquitination
Molecular function (GO): protein binding
Source: RefSeq, a predicted model, not a curated record
AUGGUCGGCAUGAAGCUUCCGCCGCCGCCCACGCGCUCGACGAUCACCACCACGACGAGCGCCGGCUCUCACGAGCUCAAGGUGGAGGGCUACUCCGUGACCAAGCUGCUCGUCGACGGCGAGCGCAUCGAGUCCAGCAAGUUCAGGGCGGCGGGCCACGAUUUUCAGAUCUGCUACUACCCGAACAAGUACCGUAAGAAGGACUGCAACACCGGGAGAAUAUCAGCCCCUCCCGGAGCGCAGAUGCUCCACGCCGGGAGCAACGCCACCAUCUCGUUCUUCCUCAAGUUGGCCGGCGGCAGCAAGGGCAAGGACGUCCGCGCCGAGUUCCAGUUCAGCCUGGUCCCUCGGCACGGCGGCGAGCCUGCAGCACCGGGGGCGCCGGCGAAGGUCCGGUUUGUUGGUGAACGCCACGUGGUGACGUUCCCUCGGAAGCACAAUGGCGUUGAGUACUGGGGCCUGAAGAUCUCGAAGAAGGAGCUCGAGAAGUCGCCGGAGUACCUCUGGGACGAUUCCUUCGUCGUGCGGUGCGAGAUCUCCGUCGUCGAGAAGCCGAUCGUGAGAAGCCAUGACUUCAUGGUCUGCCGCUGCAAGGAUGACUUGUGCAAGCAUCAUCAUCUGACGGGCGCCUCACUGGUCAAGGACGUAGUCGUCAACUACUUUCUUAAGUGUCUCGUUCAAGUGCACUAG